UGCUAUGCUGUUUUAAUUGUUGGGUUUAUUUUAUUGCUACAUUGUUUCAUUAUACAUCUAGUGAUGCUCUUUACAAAGAAACUUAUAAUUAUGGAAGCUCAUUGAUAGAUUUAGAACCUACAAAUAGUAUGGGUGUGGAACCAGAAAUAUGUGAACCAUUAGAAAUAGAGCAAAGCAACAAACAAGAUCUUCAAAUUUCAGUAGACGCUUCGUUUUUGUCGUGGGAUUUAGCUGAAGUGCAACUCAACAGUUAUGCAAAAGCUAAAGAAUGUGUUAGUAAUCAGGUUGUUGACCUUUUACGGCAACGUAAUAGAAGUUCAGGAAAGAUAUCGUGCCCAUGGCACAUAAAUUUAUCAAAACCAAAGGAAUCUGCAGUUGUAAUUAUCACAAGUAUAAUAGGAGAGCAUAAUUAUCAGCUGCAAUCUGACAUUGGGCUAUAUGCUCCAAAGUAUAGAAAAUUAUUAUCAGAAAUCUUAGAAAAAAUAGAAUUCUAUAUUACAAAAGGAAAAAUAGGAUCUAAGCAAAUACUACCUCUUUUAACUUCUGAAUUUUCUGAUCAUAUUAUUCACAAACGCAAUCUUUAUAAUGCUGUUCAAAAGGUUAGAAGACCACUCAAUCAACGUCAGGGAAAAGCACAAGAAUUCGUUGAUUAUUUGUUCAUGUUCGAGGAAGAUUUUAAUAGAAGAUGGUUACGGUUAUUAAAUAAGUAUUCCCAAAUACAAAAUUAUUUUAAUAGAACAUUGCAAGGAACAGGUAUCCAAAGCACCCAGCGUGUUGAAGUAAUGAAUCGAUUGAUCAAAGAUGGUAUUAGAUAUACACUCUCUUUGCGUAGCCUACAUGAACAUAUACAGAAUCUUUUAGAUAAUGAGGCUCAUCAAAUGCUAUCAGUCGUUGAAUCAUUAUUUUUGCAAGUUUCUAAUAUAUUAAAGUUGUACUUGACUCCCUAUAUAUUGGCUAUACAACUACAGCAAAUUGCUGGUUCACUUUUAUAUAGAGCACGAUUACGACCAAUGGAGGAUAUUCUAGAAUUACAGGAAAAUCUCCAAUUGGAUUAUGAUAGUGGCUUUUUAGAGAAUCAACUCGACAGGCCACAAAACUCUAUUAUUGCUCUAAUUAAAGAUAUUAAUCUAAGUGAUAUAAUUGAAAUUUGGAAACUUAUAUACCUAUCAAGUCAGGAUAUAAGGCUUGAAGACUUACAGCCGCAAAGCAUUAAGAUUUCAACAAUGUUUCAGCAAACAGCUACCAACAUAGCUGUUCCAGAUUUUUAUAUUAUAGAAAAAAUUAGAGAUACUAAUAUAUAUAUCAUAAAGAAUCAACAAGUAGCUAAUAAAAAAGCCAGAUAUGCAAAUGGAUUUGGAAGAAUGAAGAAGGCACUCAUUAUUGCUUUGGAACUUGGAUAUGAAGAAGAGCUAAUCUAUAUUAUGUCUAGCUUUAUUAAUCAGAAAAAGUCUGCAAUUGAAAAUAUUGACAACGAAAAUAUUCAACCUAGUGAAUCUCAACAGAUAAUUGUGAUGGAUCCUUUAGUUGUAAAACAUCAUGGACGGCCACCGAUUAAGCGGUUGAAAAGCUUUUCUGAGAGUUAUGAUCAUAAAAAAUUGGUACACGAUACAACUAAUCUUCAAGAUCCAAACUUAGAAAUGCCUCCUUCAAAUAUAGAUUUGAAUAGUUAUGUUAUAGAUAACAAUGCGAAUAAAUUGUGCCAUGAAGGCAAAAGAAAAUAUGUAUGCAAUUUAUGUGGUGGGGUAGGGCACAAUUCAUGCACUUGUAAGAAGCAGGAAUAA
Dentiscutata heterogama is the source of this 1781-nucleotide messenger RNA. Lineage: Eukaryota; Fungi; Glomeromycota; Glomeromycetes; Diversisporales; Gigasporaceae. The record is from the annotation of a GenBank genome assembly.